ACUGCAAAAUGGAAUUUCUGUAUGGAACAACAGAAUUGCUGGUCUGAAUUUGUGCUAGAGUGGAAACUAUAGAGACUAAGUGCUCCAGAAUCUGUUAAGGAUCCAAAUCAGAAUGUAAAAAAUGUGCCGAAAAUAGAAGAUUUGAAAGAUCCUUUGACAUUAAAAUUUGUAUUUGUGGUAAUGAAAAAUGGCGAAAGUUUUCCUGAUGAAUACAUGAUAAAAACAAAUCCUAGUUAUGAAUGGAAGCAUUACAAAUUCCCUCGUGGGGAAUUGACAAAGCUAGGAAGACUUACUAUGUACGAAGCUGGUGAAAACCUGAGACACUGGUAUCCGGAAUUCCUGAGCAGAUCUUACGUCACUAAACAUUUAGUAAAGGUUACUGCUGUUGGAAGUAAAUUUACUGUUAAUUCAAGGGAAAGUGCCUUAAUUGUAAGAGCAGCACUUAGACAAAAGAAUAAAAAGCAUAGCUUGAAAAGAAAAUGGUCUACAAGAAAAUUGGCUUCAACUAGAAAUGACGAGUUUACUAAUGCUGCGUCAGACUAUUACUUAAAAUGUAAAGAGUAUCGGCCUGCACAAAAUAAGGCUUUGUAUGAUAGUUUAAUCACAAAAUUCAAAAAUGACUCCGGCUUCGGAGGAUUGUGGAGAGCUUUACAAGAAAAUACCAAAGCCGAUUUGGAUUACAAUAAUUUGUCAAAAUUGCAAUACUUAUUCGAAUUAUAUGAAACUAGCGAACUGAGUGGUAUUGGAUUUCCUCAUUGGCUACAUAACAACAAAUGGUAUACUUACUAUGAGUUAAUGCGAGAAUACGUUAAUGCAUCAUAUUCAACAGAUUAUUUAAAAACUGUUGCUGGAGGUCGUAUGCUUCAAUACUUUAUUGAUAGAAUGGACGACAAGCUUAAUGGAAAAUUAGAACCUUGCGAUACACGAAUGUUAGUAAAUGUUGGCUAUGGCAAAACAGUAUCGCCCUUUUUGGCAGCCUUAGGUGGUAGCAAAGGCUUUACCCAUUCAUAUGAAGUGGCCUCAAUUGAACCGGAAAAAAAUGAAACUGUUGUCAAUGUGACUGUGAAUAGCUUCAGACCUUUCCAUGGCGGUAUGGUGAUAGUCGAAGCACAUCAAUUGGAUAACGAUAAGGACUUUUGGCUAAGGGUUUUUGUUAGUGGAAGUACAAGUAGCCCAAUUGAAGAGUUAAAAAUAAACGACUGUACUUAUCCAUGUAGCUACCAAAAACUCAAGGAGAAAUUGCAGUCUUCACAAUUAGCUGUUAAUAUGCAAGACUGGCUAAAAGCGUGCAAUAUAGGGUCUAGUUGGAAAAAGUAA
This is a messenger RNA of Ctenocephalides felis (cat flea), 1317 nucleotides long. RefSeq lists its product as uncharacterized. Bases 181 to 1317 code for a protein of 378 amino acids. The record is from RefSeq and is a predicted model, not a curated record. NCBI's taxonomy places the organism in Eukaryota, Metazoa, Arthropoda, Insecta, Siphonaptera, Pulicidae. The transcript has 9 exons.